AUGGAACAGUUGGCUUCGACCCAAGAAACAGAAUUUAUACUAGAUACUCUUUGCGAACUUUAUAAGGCUGAUCUGGUGAAACUAAACGGUAUCAGAAAUUCGAAGGGAAAGGAUCGGAAUGGACAGGCACGCCCUAGUUUCCUCCUGAUGGCAAAGAAGGUCUUUGAUAACAUACCAGCAGCUAAGAUUCCUGCUUUGUACUUGGCUCUCUUUGAUUGCGCACCUAAUUAUGUUGUUGAGCACGCCGAUGGAUUAGAAUAUGAAAAUGGAAUUGGCAUCAAGACAUUACUCAAUGUGCAGGAGUUACUGUUGAAUGUAAUUGUUCCAUAUCAGUUACCACACUCAGUAAAAGCACCGUGCCCAAAUUCAUCAGAAGGUCCAUGUAGCGCGAAGAGAAAUGCGAAAGCU
Strongylus vulgaris is the source of this 408-nucleotide messenger RNA. The record is from the annotation of a GenBank genome assembly. NCBI's taxonomy places the organism in Eukaryota, Metazoa, Nematoda, Chromadorea, Rhabditida, Strongylidae.